This is a messenger RNA of Rana temporaria (common frog), 606 nucleotides long. RefSeq names its product calcium/calmodulin dependent protein kinase II inhibitor 1 (gene CAMK2N1). The coding region runs from base 209 to 448 and encodes 79 amino acids. Gene Ontology annotation, molecular function: calcium-dependent protein kinase inhibitor activity; protein kinase binding. The record is from RefSeq and is a predicted model, not a curated record. Lineage: Eukaryota; Metazoa; Chordata; Amphibia; Anura; Ranidae. Gene Ontology annotation, biological process: negative regulation of protein kinase activity. The transcript has 3 exons.
CCCCAGAUCUCAGUCUCUCUCCCUGCCCUCUCUGUCACUCCACCUCCCUACUGCCUGUCUCUCCGCUCUCUCCCUCCAGCAGGAUCCGUCUUUAUCUGCACCGCUCUCCUUCCCUCUGGUCCCCCCGCUCCCCCAGCCGGACGAUGUGAUCGGGGUCUCCGUGGCGAGUGAUCAGCGUCCUCCGGAGUGGGCUGUGAUCGGUGUCAGCAUGUCCGAAGUGCUGCCCUUCAGUGAAGCCGAGCAGCGGGGGCAUUAUGCAGAUGGAGGGGGGGAUGGCCAGAUACCCCUCACCUGCCGCCUUCAGGACACCGGCAACUUCUACGGCAGCUCUGGCCAGGGGGGCGGCAAGAGACCCCCCAAACUUGGCCAGAUUGGGCGCAGCAAGAGAGUGGUGAUAGAAGAAGAUGAAGGUGUCCUCAUGUCCGAGAAGGCCCCUCCUGCCGUCUAAACGCUUCGAAAAAAGGAUCUUUUUAAGGAAAAAAAAAUAAUAAUAUCAAUACCACAAGUCGACGAAGAAUCGAAUUAAGCCAGAUUUUUGUCCUGCCAUCAACAAAAUCUCACAGCAACACAACUCUUGGGGGGGGGGCCCUAGGGAGAAGAACCCCC